UUUUUAUCUGAGCUUUCCCUGCUGCACAUCAUCACACACACUCACACUCUCACGCUCUCACUUCUUCAUAUCCUGGGAAACUUUCACCACAAAAGUGAAAAUGGGGAAAAUUAACGGAUGCCUGAAAUGUCUCUUCAUCUUCUUCAACGUGAUGUUUGCUAUCCUCGGAUGUUUGCUGAUCUACGGGACGGUGAGGCUCACCGCCUACAGCUUCGAGCUGUCGGCGUUCGGGAGCCCCAGCCUGGGUUGGAUGUGGUUGUUUGCCAUCGGCGUCCUCGGCAUCUCCUCCCUGGGGAUCUACGCAGCCUGCGCUGAGAACGCUCUGGCCCUGAAAAUAUUCGCAGGUUUCAUGGUGGCCGGAAUGAUCAUCAUGAUGAUCUUUGGCAUCGUUAUGGUUGUCACGAGGAACAAGGUCAGAGAUCUAUUUGAUAGCGCCUCCGCUGAACUGGUGAAGCCCUUCAUGGAUGACGAUGGAAUGAAAGAGAUGCUCAAUACGCUGCAGCUUUCUGCUCACUGCUGUGGAGUGGUGAGCGCCAAGGACUGGGGCGAAGACAUCCCUGAGUCCUGUGAGUGCAGGAACAGGGGACAAGGGCCAUAUGGUGGAAGUGAUCAAUGCACAGCCAGACCUUCGGGAACCAAAGGACCGGCCCAAAUUUAUGAACUGACCUGCAGCACAGUAAUCUACUCGUACAUUCACCUCGCCUUCGGCGUCGCCAUGGGCUUCUUCUUUGGAUGUGCUGUUACAGCGCUGCUCGGCCUGUUGAUCUCGCUCCUGAUGGUCCAUCAGGUCAACCGUCACGACGCAUCAGGAGCGUCCAUCGCCAUGAAGGGCUACUGACCAACCUUGACCCCUGACCUUUGACCCCUGACUUUUAACCUCUGCACUGCCACUAGGGGGCUCAUCUUUGUAUGACGGCGUUUCUGCCUUUUUUUAACGAUAGGAAAGACAAGGUUUUGCAAAGUAAGAUUUCAUGCGGCAGAAAAAGUGCUUUACCAGCUUUUUUAAUCGUAGAAAAUCUUAUAAAUAUCUAAUUUUUUGGUGGAUAAUAUAUCAAUGCAUAUAUCAUGCGUGUUAUUUGAUGGUAUUUUAGCUGCCUCAUAUUUCUAGGCUCAACAUUUAUUUUUACCACUGAAGGUUUUUUAACAUUUAUUUUUUUAGAAAAUCGCACCAUGACGUUCACCUGAGCAUCAAAAAUCUGAUUAAUGAAGUAACUGCAGUAAUAAAUGACUCUUGACUCUUGUAUCGCAAAACUUAGAGGUUUUGUGGAGCAAGAAGAAAACGUUAAAUGAACAUGGAUGGUGAAAAAUGGCUAACAGGCUAAUUGGAUAGCUUCCUCCAUUUUGAAAUCCCCAUUUUUUAGUUUUCUCUAAAGGUCACGACUGUGAAAAUCUUGUGCUGUUGGUCAACAACACAUUUCAAUCGAUAAAAGAUUGAAAGUAUAUUUGUGGAUUUUUUGUCUUGGCAGCUUCAAUUGGAAUUAUGCUUUAAAGUAAGACGACCAAAAAGGAUCAGAAUCAAUUGUAUUUUCCUUGUUGGUAACAGAAAACAACAGUUAUGGACAUUAUUUUUUAUAGAAUUACCGGUAAACAUUUCAGAACCUUGUUGGAUUAAAACGAUCCGGUCAGAGGAAGUCAGCUGCCACCCGUCUGCAGGAUUGUAAGGAAUGUACGACAAAGUCACCCGGGUUUAAACUUUCUAGGUAAAACAACUUCUUGUUCUUUUCAUGUGUCACUGAUCCACAGAAACUGAAAUUGUUCUGCAUCACAACUCCCCAAUAAACAAUUCAAAGAAAACAUUUCA
Molecule: messenger RNA, 1801 nt
Organism: Paralichthys olivaceus (Japanese flounder)
Lineage: Eukaryota; Metazoa; Chordata; Actinopteri; Pleuronectiformes; Paralichthyidae
Product: tetraspanin-8-like
Cellular component (GO): plasma membrane
Source: RefSeq, a predicted model, not a curated record